GGACGGCCGACCGACACUCUCCGGGACGGCCAGGGGCCGUGGGGAGCCCGGAAGACGGGGAGAGCGAGAACCCAAACUUGCAGAGAGGAGUGACCUGGGGGCCGAGGGCGGAGCCGCGAGCGGGGAGGCGGGAGCGAGCGGAGCGGGAGCGCGCUGGCCCAGGAAGCGGAGAGCGCCGCCCACCCAGCCCGGCGAGAGCGCUGCGGGCACAGGCAGCUGGGCCGGGGGCUGCCGGCCCUCGACCCCCACAGUGACCCCGCCGCCGCCAGCCCGCCCCCAAGAUGAUGAAGAGGCAGCUGCACCGCAUGCGGCAGCUGGCCCACACGGGCAGUUUGGGACGCACCCCGGAGACGGAGACUGCCGAGUUCCUGGGUGAGGACCUCCAGCAGGUGGAGCAGCGGCUGGAGCCAGCCAAGCGAGCGGCCCACAAUGUCCACAAGCGACUGCAGGCCUGUCUGCAGGGCCAGAGCGGGUCGGAUAUGGACAAGCGGGUGAAGAAGCUUCCCCUCAUGGCUCUGUCCACCACGAUGGCCGAGAGCUUCAAGGAGCUGGACCCCGAUUCCAGCAUGGGGAAGGCCUUGGAGAUGAGCUGUGCCAUUCAGAACCAGCUGGCUCGCAUCCUGGCCGAGUUUGAGAUGACCUUGGAGAGGGAUGUCCUGCAGCCACUCAACAGGCUGAGUGAGGAGGAGCUGCCAGCCAUCCUCAAGCACAAGAAAAGCCUGCAGAAGCUGGUGUCCGACUGGAAUACCCUCAAGAGCAGGCUCAGCCAGGCAGCUAAGAACUCAGGCAGCGGUCAGGGCCUGGGUGGAGGCCCAGGCAGUUACAGCCACAACGCCACGGCCAACAAGGUGGAGACGCUGAAGGAGGAGGAGGAGGAGCUGAAGAGGAAGGUGGAGCAGUGCAAGGACGAGUACUUGGCCGACCUGUACCACUUUGCCACCAAGGAGGACUCAUAUGCCAACUACUUCAUAAACCUCAUGGAGAUUCAGGCCGAUUACCAUCGCAAGUCUCUGAGCUCGCUGGACACAGCCCUGGCGGAGCUGAAGGAGAACCACAGCCAAGCAGACCCCUCCCCUUCGAUGACGGCCGCCCCCUUCUCCAGGGUGUAUGGGGUGUCCCUGGGAGCUCACCUGCAAGAGCUGGGCCGGGACAUCGCCCUGCCCAUCGAGGCCUGCGUGCUGAUGCUGCUCUCUGAGGGCGUGAAGGAAGAGGGCCUCUUCCGUCUCGCCGCUGGGGCCUCGGUGCUGAAGCGCCUCAAGCAGACGAUGGCCUCGGACCCCCGCAGCCUGCAGGAGUUCUGCUCUGACCCCCACGCCGUAGCGGGUGCCCUCAAGUCCUAUCUGCGGGAGCUCCCCGAGCCCCUGAUGACCUUUGACCUCUAUGACGAUUGGAUGAAGGCAGCCAGCCUGAAGGAGCCCAGAGCCCGGCUGGAGGCCCUUCAGGAGGUGUGCAGCCGCCUGCCCCCAGAGAACUUCAGUAACCUCAGGUACCUGAUGAAGUUCCUGGCACGUCUGGCCGAGGAUCAGGAGGUGAACAAGAUGACACCCAGCAACAUCGCCAUCGUCCUGGGGCCCAACCUGCUGUGGCCCCCCGAGAAGGAAGGGGACCAGGCCCAGCUGGAUGCCGCCUCAGUGUCGUCCAUCCAGGUGGUGGGCGUGGUGGAAGCUCUGAUACAAAACGCAGACACCCUCUUCCCUGGAGACAUCAACUUCAACGUGUCCGGCCUGUUCCCAGCCCCCACCCCCCAGGACCAGGUCAGCGAUAGGCCGGCCUCUGAGGAGCUUCCAGCCAUUGCCGUGCCGGCCCCGGCCCCGGCCCCGGCCCCAGCUCCUACCCUGGCCCCAGUGCCUACCAAGGAAAGGACGGAGUCUGAGGCUCCCCCCAGACCGGCCUCCCCCAAGGUCAGCAGGAGCCCCCCAGAGGCAGCAGCCCCAGCGGAGGACAUGGCUCGGAGGACCAAACGCCCGGCACCAGCCCGGCCCACCAUGCCCCCGCCCCAGGUCUCCAGCAGCCGCUCCUCCCCUCCAGCCCCAUCCCUGUCCCCUGCCUCUGGCAGUCCUGUGAUCCCCCGGGCUCUGCCUCGCCGUCUGGUUGGCAGCAGCCUCCGGGCCCCCACAGUGCCACCCCCACUGCCCCCCAUGCCCCCCCAGCCUGUCCGGCGCCAGAGCCGGCGUUCACCAGCCUCCCCCAGCCAAACCUCCCCAGGUCCAGCCUCCCCCAGCCCGGUCUCUCUGAGCAUGCCUGCCCAGGUGGACCUGGGAGAGGCCACAGAGGAUGGGGGCGGCCCUGAGGCUGUAGACAGCACCCCCACUCCCACAGCUGUGCCCCCUCAGCCUCGGCCCAGGAGCCUUGCCUCAGAGACCGACUGAAUGAGUGGCCCUCCCCAAGAGCCCUCGGUGUCCCCUCUCUUCCAACUUGUCCUCCCAGGACACAGCCCUCACCCCUCCCAAGAGGUGGGGGCCUCUAGCCUUUGCCUACAAGUGCCUCGGUGCCCGCUGGGUCGGCCCCCACGGCAAGGAGGGCUCAGGACAGUCCUCCACUUCCAUUCCUUCUCCUCUUGGAUCCACCUUGGGCUUGGGGGGCUCAUCCCACCCCCCACUCUCUGGCAAGGUCCCAGGGGAGCCACCAGGAGGAAGGAGAGCUUGCCUGCUCCUACUAGGACUUUGAUUUUUCUCUUGACAACAUAUUUUUUUGUAAGGCAGGUAAAUAAAUUAUUUUGGACAAAACUGGAGCAGCUGCCCAAAAGAUAGCUUUAUUUUCUGUACUCGCAAUAAAGAAGCCACUUUCAUAACGGGGAAAAUUCAGCUAUU
Eptesicus fuscus (big brown bat) is the source of this 2810-nucleotide messenger RNA. RefSeq names its product SH3 domain binding protein 1 (gene SH3BP1). Lineage: Eukaryota; Metazoa; Chordata; Mammalia; Chiroptera; Vespertilionidae. The transcript is spliced from 18 exons. Gene Ontology annotation, cellular component: cytosol; cytoplasm; intracellular anatomical structure. Gene Ontology annotation, molecular function: GTPase activator activity; protein binding. Bases 282 to 2369 code for a protein of 695 amino acids. Gene Ontology annotation, biological process: regulation of actin cytoskeleton organization; signal transduction; regulation of Rac protein signal transduction. The record is from RefSeq and is a predicted model, not a curated record.